AUGAUUGAAAUUCCUGAUUUGGAUGACAACCCUGCUUCCAACUAUACCAAACAGUAUAAUGAAUUUGAAGAUUUCCACGAUAAUGACGAUAUCAACAAUAUAAAUGAUUUGAAUAACUUUCACAUAAAUGAUCAAGAUGAAGAUGAACUUGAAGAUCAACAACGAUUUAAGAAGUUCCAGUUCAAUGGGAAUGGCAAUGGACACACGUUGAAUUCCAUAAAUGAUUUGAAUAAUUUACAGCAAAGUAUUGAAAAACUCAAUGAGGAACUCGAAGAAGAAGAAUUACCUUUAGUACCACCUAAUCAGAAUUUCGAAUACCCUUUGGUAUCAAGUUCAAGCCAAGAAUACAACUCAAAGAUAUCGUUACCGUUAACCGAAGAUUCGUUCGAUAAUCAUGUGAUCGAAUUGAAUACUGCUAAGGCAUUACAUGUUAAACAAAAUUCUAUAGACAAUCAAGAUAGGUUACAGUUCAAACUUCAGGAAUCACCUAUGAUCAAAGAGAAAGAAAGGUACAUACAUCUAGAUUCAUUGGAACAAGUUGAUGAUAAUAUCGAUGAGGAACCAGAAUAUCACCAGGAUCAACUUGACCAGGAGCAACUUAACCAGGAGCAACUUAACCAGGAGCACCUUAACCAGGAACAACUCGGGCAUCAACCCUCACAUCAACCUUCACAAGGUCAAUUCUAUAAUUUCAAACCUGAAAAUGAAACCGAAGAAAGAGAUAUACUCAAUGAUUUAACGAUAUCUCCUAAUAACAUCGCACAAUUAGGUUCUCCUAUAUCCCAUAUAGUUCCAAGAGAUCAUACUAAACCGUCACCACAAUUACCACCACCAAUAUCCACAGCUUCAUUACAGAGAUUGACAUUAUCUAAUGGUGAAGAAUAUAUGAAUUUACGUAAAGGGUUGGCCACUGAUUUAAAAUCGCCGGCUGAAUAUACCCUUCAUAUAGUAUUCACCCAAUUUGUUCGUCAUGCUGAAAGAAAAUUGAAUUUGUGUCUUGAAUAUUCCAUGCAACAAGAACCUCAGGUAAUUGAAUUGUUAGCUGAAGGUAAUGGAGAUGAUCAGUUUGAUAACAUCAUUUCCUCAUUAGGUUAUAUAGCUAGACAAAAACCUAAACCAAUGAUUGAUUCGGUGAUGUUCUGGAGGAAAUCUAAGAGCGAGGUAGCAUCAUUAGCAGCAGCUGAAGUCGAAAGAGUACUUAUGAAUGCCAAAACUAAUUUAUCUAAAAUGAAUCAAUUUUCACCAUCAAAUCCUGGGAUUGUUAAAAAUGGUGUGAAUGGUAAUGGUACUAAACUGAAAAGAAGUUUGAGUUUAAUGAGAAGUAAAAGUCUUUCUAGAGUGGCAGCAAGAGAUCAUAGAAGAAAUCAAUCAGCGUCGUCAGUAAAUCCUUUACCAGAAUCCGACACAGAAGAAGAGUUUUUAAAACAAAAAGCAUUUUAUGAUGAUCAGUUUAAUCAAGCCAGAGAAACUGCUAUACAAGCCGAAAGAAAAUCAUUAGCAUCAAUUUAUAUUUUAUGUAGAGUUCUUAUUGAACUUGUCAAACAAACAUCUUCAGAAAUCAUGGGAGAUGAUUUAGGAGGUAAAUUAGAAGAAAUUGUUUAUACACAAUUGAAGACCACAGAUCCAAUAACCACAUCAGAAUCAUUAUUAAGAUCAGCUAAUUGGAAUUUAUUUGCUGAAUUAUUAGGUCACAUGUCCCAUAAGCGAUUUUUAAGUGUUAGUGAUAGGUUCAUCGCCGAUUUAGAGAAAAUCCCCGUUAAUAUUGAUCAUGAUGAUGAACCAAGAUUACAUUUAUUGAUUCAUGGAAUGAGAUAUUUGAAGUUAACAAAUUAUCCUUUAGAAGUAUUUGAAGAAAGUGCCGAGUUCAUUGAUUCUUUAGGUAAAUUCUUCAAUAAUGCACAAAACGAAUUGAUUAUUUUAGCUUAUUGUGAAGUAUUAUCGAGUCUUUUAUUACCAUUAGCUAAUAUCUUAACAGCAGAAACUAAUCAUCCAACAUGGACUCAUGCUAUUGAAAAAAUCUUCAACAAAGCAUAUCUCAUAUGGAGUAAAUGUAAUAAAUCUUAUUCAACAGCCAAUUCAAAUAAUGAAAACAAACCUUCAAAUUCAAGUAUCAUAAAUUUAUCACCAAAUGCUGGUAGUUCUAGCGUUAAUACAGCUAUAUCUAAUAGUUGGGAUUGUUCAAUCAAUUUGAUCACGGCUUCGUUAUCAGUAUCUCAUAAAGAAUUAUUCCAAAACAUUUGGUUUGAUAUAAUUGAGCAGAAUAUGUUCAAAUUAAGACCUAAGGUUGAAGUUGAAGAGAAAAUCACUUUCAUUACUUGUAUUGAUAGACUUCUUUGGGUUUACAUAUUCCGUUUGAACGAUACUUUGAAUAAUACCAUUAAGAAGUUGGAUAAUUUAUUCCAAUUACUUUUCUUCAAUAAUAUUGCUACCAACAAGAAACAACAAUGGAUAACUUCCGAUAUCUAUCUUAUAAAUUCAUUGAUUGAAUUACUUAGAAUCGUAGGUUACAAGCAUUUGAAUUACAUUUUAGAUAAUGUUAUAGUGAAGUUAUUGAAAUUGAGUUUCAAUGGUUUGACCUUGGAAAAUUUACAAUGUGAAAAAGUUAUCUUGGUAGUUAAAAGUUAUUUGACCAUAAUAAAGGAUAAUGAAAUCAAUAAAAGACCAGAGUUCCCUACUGAUGAUAAAUUGAAUCAAAGAUUAAUUGAAGAGAAACAAACCAAAACCAAGCAUAAGAAAUCACCUUCAAUGAAGUUGGAAACCAAUGAUUUCUCCUUUUCGGCUAAAAAUCCCGAUAAUCACUUAACUCAUGAAGAAAUUUGUAAGAACUUUGGAUUAUUAUUGAAAUUGUUAGAUAAUCAAUAUGGAUGUGAAAUCUGGAAAGAUAUCAAUGGAUCUCAAACUUCUACACCAUUAUCAUCAACAUUUUCCAAAACUCAAUCACCAUUUUCAGCUUUCCAUUUUGGUAUUGAUUUUUCUUAUCAAGUAACUAAGAACCUUCAUUUGGAGUUAUUUGCUACUUUAAUUGAUUCCAUUCCUUGGACUAUGGUACCUAUUAACAAUGAGAAUAAUUCAAUUUGUGGUAUUCAAUUUAAAACCAUUAUUGAAAUCUUAACCAGAAACUCCAUCCAUUCUAAUUUCAGAAUAGCUAAUAGUUCAAUCAAUAGUUUGAAAAAAUUAGCUUCAAAGAAAAAUCCUAUAAGUUUGAUGAAUCAUUUCGGUAAGAUAGCUUUCCAAUUUAGUGAAAAACCUAAUCCUAAUUAUAAUUCAAAUUAUCUUAAUUCAAUUGAAUUCCAAAAACUACUUAAACUUUAUGUUGAAUUAUUAAACUGUUGGUUGAAACUGUUCAAACAGAGCAACCAAACAAAGAAUAAUAGUUUCACUCAUCCAUUAUCUCAAGAUGAUGAAUUAAUGAGUAAAGAUGUUUUGAAUGAUUUGUAUCAAAUCAACUAUAAAACUGAUGAUUUGGGUUUAAAUAAUUCAACUUCCAGAACUUCAACCGAUAAAUUACAAUGGAAAGAUAUAAUUACUUCAAUUGAAGAUAUUGAAGGUAAUGGAUUAUUCUUCUUAUGUAAUCAAGAUCCAAAAAUUCGAUAUUUUGGGAUUUCAAUUUUAAGAUUAAUUGAACAAUUUGAUCAAGAAAUCUAUAAUAUCACUGAAAAACCAAUAAUUGAAGAUUCAAGUAGUGAAAAUCAUCUGAAAACUCAUUCUCGGUCAUCAUCAAAAUUUGCUGCUGAUAGUGGUACUAGAUUGAUAAAUAUUUUGGAAAAUCAAGAUUUUUUGGAACUUAUCAAACCUUUCCGAUCAGAAUUAAGUGUUCCUGAAAGGAAUAGAAUCAAUAAGUUGAAAUUUAAAAAAUCUAUCCUAAUUAGGUUAGCUGAAUCAGAUUAUGGUAUAGACACGACAUUAUGGUUUAGAAUUUAUCCUAAAUUAUUAGACAUUUUCUUUGAAAAAUGUCCAAUGCCUGUAGCUAUUUGUAGAUCAAUUGUUUGUGUUCGUUUGGUACAAAUGCAUGAACAAAUAUUUGACUAUUCUGAAAGUUAUAAUAAAAAUUAUACUUCAUCAUUAUUUUCAAAACCUUCAAAUGAAGUAGCACCUGAAGUUUUAGUUGACCAAUGGAGAUUAUACCUUAUUUUUGUUUGUUGUUCAUUGACUUCAACUAAUGAACAAAAGAUAUCUUUCCCUUCACAACCAACUCAUGGUAGAAAACGGUCAAUGCAAAUAUUUAUUCAACAUCAAAAAAUCACCAGUGCUAAAUCGAUUUUCAGAAUGGUUCUUCCAUUAUUGAAGAGUCAACAAGUAAUGGUUAAAGAUUCGAUUAUUUCGGGGUUGAGUUGUAUCAAUAUCAAUAUUUUCAAGACUUUACUUGAGAAUGUUCAAUCUACGUUAAACGAUUGGGAUGAAAAUUUGAAGAAAAGAGAUAUUAAUGAAGAUAGAUUAAGAAUUGAACUUAUUAAUAUCCUUAGUAAGAUAACUGCUAGAUUUUUAAAACAUAGUAUUAUUUAUGAUGACGAUUGGAUUAUAGCCAAUUUGGUAUCAAUUAUCAAAACCGUGAAGAAUUUCUUAUCGAAUUCAAAUAUUCAAACCGAUAUAACAUUCCAGAAAUUAAGAAGAUAUUUCUGUAAAUUCUUGGAAAAUGUUUUCAUAGGUUUGGAGAAUAAGAAUAAAUUAAAUCGUUGGUUACCAUUUGAAGCUAGAAUUGGAUGUUUCAAUUAUUUAAAAGAAUGGUGUGGUUUAGGUGAUUCAAAGAAUUUAACUGAAGAAAGGUACCAAACGAUGUUAGAUAAAUCUAUAACUAAAGACUUAGCUACUUCGGCAGCCAUUUUAGAAGUUGAAAGGAAACUUUUACAAUUUUCAACUUUAAGUUGUAUGGCAACUAUUUGUUCAGGUAAUAUUGUUGAAGAAUUUGAUGUUCCUACUAAUAAUGAUCUCCAUAAUAGUUUUGCUGUUAUGUCAUUUGAUACUCCAGGUUUAAUGAAAUGGAUCAAUUCAUUACUUUGUUCCAAUUCAGAUAAUAUUCAUGAUUUAGGUAAAAAAGCUUUAUCAAACAUUUUGAAGUUGAAUCCUGAAAAUACUGAAAUCUUCCAAGAAGUUUUAUCCCAAUGUUAUAAAUCUCAAGAUAAUCCAAAGACAACUGAAAGUUAUUACGUAACAUUUGUAAGUUUUUUAAUGGAAAACAAAAAAUUUGUUAGUAGCCCUGUUGGGUUGUACUGCUUAGUAACUUUUUUGAUUGGUGAUGAUAAUUUACUCAUCAGAAGUUAUUCUAUGAAACUUUUAACUUUCAUGGAAUCCAAAUUUCAUAAUUCCGAUUCAGUCAAAGUAUUUGCUAGAAGUGUUAAUAGUACUAAUAGAGUGGUUUAUAAGAAAGCUUUAUUUGAAAUUUCCGUUCAUUUAGCUUCUUUACACCCUGAAGAUGCUUUUGAACGUAUUAGUUAUCUUACUAUGUGUUUCAAUAGAGUUAAUAAUACUACUAGAAGUAAUAUUCUAUCAUGUUUAUUACCUUGGGUUCAAACUGUAGAAUUGGCUUUUAAAGAUUCAGAUUCAGAAGAAGAAGUUGAUAAGAAGAAUGCUAAGACCAUCAAUGAUCUCACACCGGCUUCAAUUAUGGUACUUAAUAAUUUAUUCGAAAUAACAGUCAAAUUCAGUUCCAUUAUUCUGAAUGAGGUUGAAGCUUUAUGGGUAGCUUUAGGUUCGAGAAUUUCUAACUUUGAUAUUAUUGUAGAAUAUCUUAUAACUAAUUCAUUAGAACGUAAGAAUGCUACUUUUGUUAGUUAUGCUCGUCAAAUCAUCGAUUACCUUAGUUUUUCUCAACCUGAUGUUAAUUAUAUGAUUGAUAAAUUAAUAGCUAACUUACAACAAAAGGCUAUGAUUCCACCCAAACCUCAUUCAGUGGUGAAUUCUUUCCGAUCAUCAACAGAAUUUCCUUAUAUUGCCAACUUAUGGGAAUUAAUUCCUUAUAAUGAGAAAGAUACUUCCCUUUCAUUAGGUCAAUUAUCAAUAAUCUUUUUGGUGGAUUUAUUCACUACUCAUACUGAUAGAAUGAUGACUCAUUUACCUUUAUUACUUCAUAUUGGAUUCUCCUUAUUAGACCAUUAUUUACCUAUCGUUCAAGAAGCGGUAUCAACAUUAUUAUGUCACAUACUUCAUUGUUUGGCUAGAACAGAUCCUAAAAUCGAUAUGGUUCUCAAUAAACUUACUAACAAAGAUCCCCUCAAGUACUUGUGGGUAUAUGAUGAUUUAAAUAAUGAUAAAAAGGGUACUAGAACACCUAAGAAUAUGGAUUUAUUAGUUCGUAAUGUUUUGGAAAUUCUUACACCUAUCUCAUCCAACAUCCAAGAGGAAUGGAGUAAAGUGGCGUUAAGUUGGGCAACCACUUGUGCUGUAAGACAUAUUGCUUGUAGAUCAUUCCAAGUGUUCCGUUCAUUAUUAUCAAUUUUGGAUCAACCAAUGUUGAAGGAUAUGUUACAUCGUUUAUCCAAUACGAUUUCCGAUGAAACUCCUGAUAUCCAAGGGUUUGCUAUGCAAAUUUUAAUGACUUUGAAUGCCAUCAAUGCCGAAUUGGAUUCCGCCAAAUUGAUUGAUUUCCCUCAAUUAUUCUGGUCAGGGGUUGCUUGUUUAAGUACCAUUCAUGAGCAAGAAUUUAUUGAAGUUUUAUCAGCAAUGUCGAAAUUUGUUUCUAAAAUUGAUUUAGAUUCUCCCGAUACGGUUUCAUGUUUGAUCUCUACGUUCCCACCUAAAUGGGAAGGAAGAUUCGAAGGAUUACAGCCUGUGGUGAUGGUAGGUUUAAGAUCAUCAACCUCAUAUGAACAAACUAUUAAAUUCUUGGACAAAUUGAAUGUUUUACAAGAUAGUGAAAUAAUCACCAGUCUGAAAGAUUCUAGAUUAUUGAUGACCAUCAUAGCUAACUUACCUAGAUUCUUACAUGCUUUAGAUAGUAAAACCAUGCCAAAGGAGAUAGAAGAAGUAGCUAUGGUAGUAAGUAAUAUGAGUGAAAGAAAUGGGAAAUUUUCUUUGGCUAAAAUCUUUGUAUCAUUAAGUAAGAACAGAUUUAGAUCUAAGAAAGAUUUCUUGGUUCAAACCAUCACUAGUAUUAAGAAUGUAUUCUUCCCAGAAUUUGAAGCACAAACAUUGGUAACUUUACUCGGAUUCUUAUCAAACAAAACCUCAUGGAUUAAACUUGAAACUUUAACCACAUUAAAAUAUCUUAUGCCAUUGGUUGAUUUACAACGAGAAGAAUUCAUUGGUGUUGGAGCUGAUUUAAUAUCUCCGUUAUUGAGAUUAUUGUUAACAAGUUAUGCUGAACCAGCUUUGGAAGUAUUGGAUGAAUGUGUAAGUAUUUCAGGUUCUCAAUUGGAUAAGGAUGUUUUAAGAAUGAGUUUAGGUAAUUCUUCAAUGAAGAAAGAAUAUGAAAGAACAGCUACUUUAUUCGGUAUACCUGAUGAUAGUGGAUGGUCAAUUCCAAUGCCAGCAGUUACAGCUUCUAGUACUAGAAAUAAUGUUCAUGCGGUAUUUUCAACUUGUACUACUAAAGUUGAAGAAAAGGAAGGUCCAAAUGAAGAAGAAUUCCAUUUCCACAGAGAUGAUUAUUAUGUACCACCAAAUAUCCAAGAUAAUGCUACUAUCGAAGAACAACAAGAAGGUGCUUCAUUAAGUCAUAUGUGGGCAGCUUUGGAUGAUUUUGAUUCUUUCUUCACUAAAGAAAAUGAUAAUUUACCCCCUUCUGGUGCCAGAGUUGGUAGUGGGAUGGGUAAUUCUCAUCUUAGUAAUGUUGUGCAUGCAAGAAGUGGUUUGAGACAUAGUUCUACUAACCAUCAUACUCACAGUGCUUCAGUAGAUACUAGUAAUACUAGUGACUCCAUCACUCCUUUGGAUUCAGCACCAUUUGUUUAUGAUAAGAAAGCUUCAGUAAUCUUGAAUCGUAGUUUGGCUAGAACUCAAUCUAACACUUCAUUCAAGAAUAGUUUAGCUGAUUCUAUUGUUAACUCCAGUUAUGUUAACAAUACAAAUAAUGGACAAAUCAAUAAUGUCAAUACUCCAGUUUCAAUGAGUUCAAGAAGGUCAUAUAUUCCUUUCAGAAGUAGUAGAUAUCAUCAACAAUCUCAACAACCAACUUCACAUCCUCAACAACAUCCAAGAGAUUCUUAUACUACUCCAGUGUUACCUACAUCGCCAACAUUUGAAGUUUCAAAUCUUCAUAUUGUAUCUCCAUCUUUGCAUUCUCCAAUGAGAGAGCAACGUAUACCUACAGGUUAUGAUUCUCAGGAAACUAUUAUUGAUUCCACUCCUAAAAUGCUUGAUAGUUUCUUAGGUGGGAAUAAGAAACGGUCUAAGAAACAAUUGAAAAAUUCUCCUAAUGUGGAUUAUAUGAGAUCACCUUCAUCUUCUAGUGUUAAAGUCCUGCCACCAAGUUCAUCACCCAGUAUGAAUUCCACGAGACUUAAAGAGAAGAAACGGGGGUCACAAAAACUUAAAUAG
Yamadazyma jaroonii is the source of this 8472-nucleotide messenger RNA. The record is from the annotation of a GenBank genome assembly. NCBI's taxonomy places the organism in Eukaryota, Fungi, Ascomycota, Pichiomycetes, Serinales, Debaryomycetaceae.